This is a messenger RNA of Didymodactylos carnosus, 1479 nucleotides long. NCBI's taxonomy places the organism in Eukaryota, Metazoa, Rotifera, Eurotatoria, Philodinida, Philodinidae. The record is from the annotation of a GenBank genome assembly.
AUGACGUCCAUUGAAGGAUUCAAUACACUAGUUACUCAUCUCGAUAUAGAAAAUCAAUUUAUUAAAAAAUUAACUAAAAUUGACCUAAAUAAUAAUAAAAAAAGAUGGAAAUCAAAUUUGUUAAAUUUAUUAAUCGAUGGAAAUGAUAAACAAAAAAAAAUUACGCAUAAUGAGGCAAAAAUCAUAUUUGUGGAUAAAAGCCAACUGUAUAUUGUCAAUGAUAACAUACCAUUUGCUAUACCACGAUCGAUCAAUGAUGUACGGGAAUCAAUGAAAAGUCGUCUCGAAAAAUCGUUAUUAUCUAUCAAGAGAAAUGAAGAAUAUAUUAACAAUACAAUCACUCAUAAUGAUGAUCAUCAACAAGUUGACACAUCUGUUGGUCUACUGGCAUUGGCACAAUCUGCACAAAAAAUUGCUUUUCGAGAAAUACUUAGCGUUGAUGAAUCUAGACUAUCAUCAAUAACAUUAGAAAACGAUACAAAACAAAAAGAAAAAUAUGAUCCCAUAACAGAUUUUAGUGAUGCACAAGAUUUGAUUGAAUUUGAAAAUGUUUUAACGAAACAUGGUGAAAUAUACACAGUUUUACCGCCGAGAAGGCCAAUAGAUAUGCUUUACAUGAAAUUUUGUUGUCUAUUUGAGAUAAGUCGUGAUUCAAAUCAAAAUUGUUUAAAUAUUCAAUUACACGAUAUUAUAUUUAAAUUUCAAUUGACUGAUUUUAUUUUACAUUGUGGAUUACAUAUUCAUAAACCAGUUGAACAGGAAUUGAUUCUUGAACGUAAAAUACAAGGAAUAAGCAAAAAUACACAAUGGGGAAUGGAAAUGAAGUUUGUAUCAUUUGAUUGGAUAGAAAAUCAAGAAGUUGAAUUGUAUUUCAUACUGAAAGUUGAAUCAUUACCAACGCUUACUAAAAAAUUUAUAAAAGGAACAAAAUUUCACGAUCAAUGCCAUCUUCAUGUGAAAAAUAUACCUCAUGAGUCAAGUAAAAUAUUUUUAAGAGAAAUGAUACCAGUUUGCAGAAGUAAAAUGAGAUCAAGAGGUUAUAAUGUUGGACAAAUUGAAUUUGAAGCCGUUCAUUGGACAGAAAAAAACGAACUGUCUAUUAAAAUAAUUAAAAUAACGCAUUCAAAAGCAGAGAAACUCCUACAAAAACCAGAAACAUAUGUUGAAAUUGUAUUUCAAGAUCCAUUUUUAAUUCGUGACAUAAAACGUACAAAGCUAGCUGAACGUUCGUAUAAUCCAAAUUUUGAUGAAGAGUUUGUAUUUCAAUUACCAGAAAAAACGGCGAUCAGUGAUAUAACAAUUGAUCUUGUUUUUAUUGAAAAAUCAUCGUUACAACAUACUUUAACACCUAUUGGUACCUUGACACUUUCAAAACAUACAGACUGGUAUCCAGUUAGACAUUUUUGGGCCAAAGUUGAACAAACCCCAAAUAUUAGACAUAAAGACAAGUUUUUACUAGAAGGAAAUGCUGCUGAAUAA